AUGAUUCUCAUCAUCAUCAUCAUCAUGAGCAAUUAAUAAACAACAUCACCAACCCAACUAACGAUUGAAAUCAACGAAAAGCGAAACACGUUAAUUUGGUUUUAAGGCGAUGCCUAAAAAAGAGGCUGACCUGUAACGAUCAAGUGAAACUUUAUUCUCGACUCAACAGUUGAUCAAAUUGUUACGAAUUUGUAUUGUGUAGUUUAAUUGACAAUCGAUAAUAAUGAAUUACUUUGGGAUAAGUUUGUGUUUUCUAAUCUUAUUAUUCGCUGGUCAAGGAUAUGGUCAAACUUGUCAUUUACGAGAGUUGGACUUAUGUGCUGCAACUUUACUAGUCUUUACUCAAAAUCCUUCGGGAGGAAUUGGUACUAAUGAUGCCGAAUUAAAUAAACAGUGUGGUUACCUGAAGGAGGCCGAUUCGUGCCUUCGUAACUUUACCCGUAAAUGUACAACUCCACUUCAACGGGAAUUGAUCGGCUUCGUUAGCGAAGGUGGAAAUCGCCUGUUGACUGAAUAUUGUACCUCUGGAACACAAUUGCGACAAAGUUACCUCAAACACGCUCCAUGUCUUAGUCAAGCGACCAAAGGUCAGAAAACUUGUGUAAAAGAUUUACAAUCAGCAUUGGAAAUUGUGACCUCCGUUGAAUGGGAUCGUAGGAUUCCCGCUGGUUGUUGUUCUUACCGACGAUUUCAAAGUUGUACUGAAAAUUUGGUCGAAACCAAAUGCGGCAAAGAGGCCGUUGAAUUCAUCAAUAUUUUACUCCGAAUGGCCGCUUCCCGGUUACCCGAUAUAAUCUGCCAAGGGUAUGGACCUCAAACCAACGAGUGUACAUCAUUAUUACCCGCCCCGGGAACUUUACCCAAAGGUGCUCGAAGCAACAGCGUUUUGUCCCGUCUAUUUUCAGCAUACACUGGACUUUAACUGACCAAUACCACUGAAUUCCUAGCAUUUGUUUAUUACUUAUUCCUCUAUCUCCAAUGUGAUCAUAGUCUCAUAAACAAUUAUAACUUUUUUUUCACAUUUUACUUUUUUACCAGAACUUUUUUUCUCCUUCUUCUUGUAUUAAAACAAAAACCACAACAAUUUAAUUCUCAA
Panonychus citri (citrus red mite) is the source of this 1096-nucleotide messenger RNA. RefSeq lists its product as uncharacterized. Lineage: Eukaryota; Metazoa; Arthropoda; Arachnida; Trombidiformes; Tetranychidae. The coding region runs from base 224 to 922 and encodes 232 amino acids. The record is from RefSeq and is a predicted model, not a curated record. The transcript has 4 exons.